AUGCUCCAAAUAGCUAUCUUGUUGAGUACUGUUAUGGCUGCCUAUUCAGCUACUUAUGGAGAUCGAUAUGUCAAAGACUAUCGGGAUUAUGCCAUUGAUGAUACACAGAACUUGUAUCCUUCAAGACCAGUUACUCACACAUUCCCUAAUAGAACUCAAUGCUUCGAGCUCUGUGAACUUCCAUGCAGUGUUACACAUGUGUACAUGGGACUUCAGAAUAUUGAAAUGUUCAAUUGCGCCAAGCUUCGUCCACCUAAGAUCAGUGUACUAGGAUCGAUCAGAGGAAACUCUUUUUACAUGACUCUUGUAGUGCUUGGAUGUAUUACAGUUGGAGUCGUGACACUCUUGACCAUUUGUUUUUGCUGUUCCUACUGCUGCAGACCUUCUGCUUCCAGUAGAGGCUCUUCCAAAGAUGCUUUAGCCCGAAACGAAAGUGAAUUCAGGGAAUACCUAACUGAUACUGACAGCAUGAUGCUACGAGCAGAGCGCGAUCAUGCACGUAAAUCAAAAUCAGCUUCAGGAUUCCAUGUAUAG
Molecule: messenger RNA, 534 nt
Organism: Auanema sp. JU1783
Lineage: Eukaryota; Metazoa; Nematoda; Chromadorea; Rhabditida; Rhabditidae
Source: the annotation of a GenBank genome assembly